Messenger RNA from Mangifera indica (mango), 1156 nucleotides. Its product is annotated as peroxisome biogenesis protein 19-2-like. Bases 163 to 912 code for a protein of 249 amino acids. Lineage: Eukaryota; Viridiplantae; Streptophyta; Magnoliopsida; Sapindales; Anacardiaceae. The record is from RefSeq and is a predicted model, not a curated record. The transcript is spliced from 5 exons. Gene Ontology annotation, biological process: protein import into peroxisome membrane. Gene Ontology annotation, cellular component: peroxisome; peroxisomal membrane.
AUCCGGUGAAUUAAAAAAAAAAAAAAAAGUUUCAGACUUGAGAGGUCAAAAGAGUCAAAAUAAUUCUUGUUAUUGAUGGUUGUAUAAAUUGUAUUGAAGCGGUGCCAGUGUUAUCUCAAGAAGUUAAAAUAAUCGGGUAUUUGACGAGGAGGAGCAACAGUUAUGGCCGACCACUCCGAUGAUUUAGACCAACUUCUCGACAGUGCUUUGGAUGAUUUCCAGAAUCUCAAUCUCACUCCUUCCCCUCUAACUCAGAGGAGUGGAGAAGGAAAUGGCGCAGAGAAGAAGCAAGAACAUGGUUCUUUGCCAACUGGAGUACAAGGGUUGGGAAUGGGAUUACCUGACUUGAAAACCAAGAAAAAGGGAAAGCAAAAAGUUUCAAAAGAUUCCCAUGUUACUGAGACUCUUGAUAAGCUCAGAGAACAGACGAGGGAGGCUGUGAAAGACUUAGAAUCAAUGGCACAGCCAGGUGGAUUUGAUUUCGGUAAGGAUGGUGUGGUUGAAGAUUGGGUUAAGCAGUUUGAGGAACUUGCUGGCUCUCAGGAUAUGGAUAUGGAAUCUAUUGUGGAGACCAUGAUGCAACAACUUCUGUCUAAGGAGAUUCUUCACGAACCCAUGAAGGAAAUUGGAGAAAGAUAUCCAAAGUGGUUGGAAGACCAUAAAGCCAGUUUGAGCAAAGAAGACUAUGAGCGUUUCUCCCACCAAUAUGAACUUAUUAAACAGCUUAAUGAAGUUUAUGAUAAUGAUGCUAGUAACUUCACCAAGAUUGUUGAUCUCAUGCAGAAAAUGCAAGAAUGUGGCCAACCACCAAAUGAUAUUGUUCAAGAGCUUGCCCCUGAUUUUGAUUUAGCUAGUCUUGGCCAAUUGUCUCCGGAGGCACUGGAUUCUCAGCCAAAUUGUUGUAUAAUGUGAAGUAGGCGUCAAAGUAAGUGGGUACUCGGAGCUGUUGUUUGUCUCUGUAUGAUGCCAUAUAUAUUCUUUUAAUAUAUAUUUGAGAAAAUAAAGCAAUUUAACUUUGAAUAUCAGUACCUUGGAGAAGCGGGUGAUAUUAUUUGGUGAUUCUUUAGGCAUAGCUGCUCUCAUCCAAGAGGGUUACACUGAUAUAUAUUUAUAUGUUAUAUCCCCGUGGAGUACUUUUCCAUACUCCGUUUUCUGA